This is a messenger RNA of Cuscuta europaea, 3666 nucleotides long. Lineage: Eukaryota; Viridiplantae; Streptophyta; Magnoliopsida; Solanales; Convolvulaceae. The record is from the annotation of a GenBank genome assembly.
GGAAUUGAUUAUAUUGUCCGUGCAUCGCAAUCUAGUUGACCUUACAAGAAGGGGAUAUUUUCAUCUUCGCCGUGUAGUCUAGGUCUGUAGUUAGCCUAUCUGUUUGCUCUCCGGGAUCAGCUAUACUCAGAACCGGGAUUUAGAUUCGUUUUUUUUUAUUGGUUGAAGAUCUCCGGAGCAUGCCUUCUCGCCGACGCUUCGCCGUUGUUUCUUCCUAUGUACGUUUGGCUUGACCAUUACAGAACCCUUACCUCCAAGCUUUGUCGACCAUGUCAAGGUUGCUCUCACAACUCUCUCUCUCUCUCUCUGUGUGUGUGUGUGUGUGUGUGUGUGUAUUCUAUAUAAUUGUUUUUAAAAUUCAGUGGGUUGUGUUGCUUCCAACUAUUUUAUUCUAGUAAAGAUAAGCUCGCAUGUUGUAUAUAUGGUAUCUGUUUUGCUUUGCUAUUCGGUUGCUGUUUUUUGAAAUGAUUUCUUGUACUCUAGCUGAAUUUAGAUUUGUUUAAAUGUGUCAUUUUCUCUCCUACCUGCCGUUCUCAUAUUGAACUUGACAACUUGCUAGAUUGUCGAAUAAUGUCUAGAUAAUGAUCACGUGAAUUUAGGAGUUUUUUUUAGCUUUGAAUAAUGGUGUGAAGUGGAGACCAUAUGUCAAAUAAAUAAAACAAUAAAAUUGAACCCCCAAACAAGAGAUGUCCCUCCCCUCCCCUCCCCUCCAGCUAGAAUGUUGGAGUUGGAGUAAAUUUGUGAAACAUCACUCACUAAGUCCUUAUAGUGUCUUAGAUAUACACUUCAUAUGUUUUUAAUUGGAUUGGUUUCGGUCCGAGACACGACUUAAGCAGACCACUAUAUACCAUACUAGACUUCGAAAGUUGUAAAAUACACAUAGAACAAACAUCCACCACACCAGUUGAGACCAGACCAGACUUAAAUAGACCAGGUUGCUACAGAGAGGUUGUGGAGGGCCAUUGGGCUACUAGCCCCUUGGCUAAUGUGAUAUUCAAAUAUAGAGGUCUCAGGUCUGGAGCAUGUGGUAGAACUACCACCAUCUGGCAUUUGAAAAGGGAACUAUAUUAGUAAGUUCAUCCCUUAGCUCUUUGGGCUGGGAAAAAUUCCAACAUGUUUGGAUUUUGUUUUUUGAAACCACCAAAUAUUGUACAACUCUCGGAACAUUUGACAGAUACUUUAGCAAUGAGCAUGGAUGGGUUUUUAAGGCAGACUCUACCACUAUAUUAAUUAUUGGCAAUUGGUAAUAAUAUAAUAAGAGUUGCAAAGGUGCUACAGAAAAGUCGGUCUAGCCUCAAUCAAGGAGAAAGGGAAUAUGGAAUCCUUGUUAUGGAUGGGAUACAUUCUCCUCUCUAUAGAUUUUAUCAGCAAUGUACACAUUCAGCUAGAGGAUAUAACUCAUUCAUGGCAUACAACAUUAAAAAUGGUCUGUCCAACAAUCUCAAAAAAGUUGAGUCCAAAUCUGCAAAUAUUACUGGUGCACAUAAGGGGUGGACGUCUCUUCCCAUAAGUAAAAUUUCUCAAGCUGUUAGCUUGGCCUUAAACCGCUCGUAUGUGAUUGUUCCUGGACUUUUUUCCAUUUUAUAUGGAGGGCGAGUUGCAUUGGCACGAGCAACACCUGACAUGGAUUUUAUCCACCCUAGAAACACACUGUAUAUGCAUGCUCAAGAUGGCCAUGCUUUCUUCACAGGGUUGGUUCAUUCAAUAUUUGAAGGCUUUGUUUUAUUGUUUAGAGGGAUUUAUUUGACAAUACUCUUCACACCAAGCAUAACAAUGGCUCCUUUUGCCGAUGCUUUUGGACCCCGCUUCCGCAAAAUGUGGCUUGAGGUUGUUCAUCGAACACUUGAAAGAGCAGGGCCCGCUUUUAUAAAGUGGGGCCAGUGGGCAGCUACACGCCCAGAUCUGUUCUCUAGUGAUUUAUGUGCGCAGCUGUCAAAGCUUCAUACCAAGGCCCCCGAGCAUUCCUUUUCAUAUACGAAAAAAGCAAUUGAGAAAGCUUUCGGCCGUAAGAUUUCAGAAAUUUUUGAUGAUUUUGAGGAAACUCCUGUUGCAUCUGGGAGUAUAGCUCAGGUGCAUCGAGCUUCUCUGAAGUAUAGAUAUCAUGGUAGGGAGAUCAAACCCAUUGAUGUGGCCGUUAAGGUUAGACAUCCCGGAGUCGGCGAAUCUAUUAAAAGAGACUUUGAAAUCAUUAAUAUGUUUGCUAAAAUGUCAAAGGCCAUUCCUGCUCUGAAAUGGCUGAGGUUGGAUGAGAGUGUCCAGCAAUUUGCAGUUUUUAUGAUGUCCCAAGUAGACCUUGCAAGGGAAGCUUCUCAUUUAAGUCGUUUCAUUUAUAAUUUUCGGAGAUGGAAGGAUGUGUCUUUUCCUAAGCCUGUGUACCCACUCGUGCACCCUGCAGUAUUAGUAGAAACUUUUGAGCAAGGGGAAUGUGUGUCACACUAUGUUGAUGGGAUGCAGGGGAAUGAACGCCUUAAGAGUGCUCUUGCUCACAUUGGUACCCAUGCACUUCUCAAAAUGCUUCUGGUAGACAACUUUAUGCAUGCCGAUAUGCAUCCUGGGAAUAUUCUAGUUAGGGUACCUCAGAGCAAGUCAUCACGCAGACGUAUCUCCAAAACAAAGCCACAUGUCAUUUUCCUUGAUGUUGGGAUGACUGCUGAACUGUCAAAAAAUGACAGGGGAAAUUUACUUGAUUUUUUUAAGGCCGUCGCUUCCAGAGAUGGCCGCUCAGCAGCUGAAGCCACUUUGAGAUUAUCAAAGAACCAGAAUUGCCCCAAUCCAGAAGCCUUCAUUAAGGACCAUGUAUCUUUGCAAAUUUCCAAUCACAUGAUAUAAGGUGUGAUGAAGUGAAUUAUAAUAUCAAAUGAUGAUUAAUGACACUUAAACCCUUUUGGGGAGAGGAAGUGAAAGAGUCAUUUGAUUUUUGGGGGACUGCAGAAGGUGAUUUAGUCCACCCUGCCGACUGCAUGCAUCAUCUGCUUGAACAAGUUAGGCGUCACCAAGUAAACAUUGAUGGAAAUGUGUGUGCUGCGAUGGUGACGACUUUAGUCCUGGAGGGUUGGCAACGGAAACUUGACCCAGAUUAUGACAUUAUGAGAACACUGCAGACAUUGCUGCUCAAAGCUGACUGGGCGAAGUCAUUAGCAUACACAAUUGAAGGAAUAAUGGCUCCAUAAGUGUCUCUUCCUAACAACUGUAUGAGGAAAAGUUCGCCUAGCCUUUAACAUUUUGGUUCAUAAAAAGGAUGUCACCCUGGCAGCCCUGGCUGUCUUAUAUAUCUUUUGUGGCAAAAUUUUGUUAGGAAAAGUUUUACUUGUAUGUAGCAUUUUAGUCCACAGCUUGUCAGCCUGGUUGAGACUUGAGAGCGCUAUAAUCAGAAAUCCACGAAAGUGCAAUUUUUUUUUUAUUUUCUUAACUAUAGUUGACAUCUAAAGUAUCCUCACCAUCGGACCAUCCGUCAUCUGAUAAUUUUUUAUUUCUUUUAUUUUUUGUCUUUUGCACUUUUUUGAACUUUUAUUUUUUCGAUUAUAACCAUGUCUUUUUGUUUGCUAGGUAAAAGCUAUUUGUACAUUGUAAUGACGUUCUUUCGAUAGAUUUAUGUGUAAAUGAUAAAGGUGCUUUGGAAGUAUUAGUGGGAUAAAAGGGUUUAGAGAUGUAUUGUACACCUAUAUA